UUGUUUUUUUUUUUUUUAAAGAGGGUUUUUUCCCAACUUUCCAGAAGUUUCUCCUCCCCCGGCCCCUUAUAUACCCCCUCGGCGGGGCUGCGAGGUGCGCAGGGGAGACGAGCGAAGCCCCUCGGAAGGCGGGUCCCGCCAGGAGCCUGGUGCUGCUGAAGCCAUGUGGGCGCCACUGGUGCUGGCUGCCUGCAGCCUGGCCGCCGCCGUGCCCUCGGAGGACAGGAAGCUGAGCGACAAGGCCACCGCGCUGGCCGACCGCAGCGCCACGCUGGCCUUCAACCUCUACCACGCCAUGGCGAGGGACAAGAACACGGAGAACAUCCUGCUGUCCCCCGUGGUGGUGGCUUCCUCCCUCGGCCUGGUGUCCCUGGGGGGCAAGGCCACCACGGCCUCCCAAGCCAAGGCGGUGCUCAGCGCCGACAAGCUCAACGACGACUACGUGCACAGCGGCUUGUCCGAGCUCCUCAACGAGGUCAGCAACAGCACGGCCCGCAACGUCACCUGGAAGAUCGGCAACCGCCUCUACGGCCCGGCCUCCAUCACCUUCGCCGACGACUUCGUGAAGAACAGCAAGAAGCACUACAACUACGAGCACUCCAAGAUCAACUUCCGAGACAAGAGGAGCGCCCUGAAGUCCAUCAACGAGUGGGCGGCCCAGACCACGGAUGGGAAGCUGCCAGAGGUCACGAAAGACGUUGAGAAGACCGACGGGGCCCUCAUUGUCAACGCCAUGUUCUUCAAGCCUCACUGGGAUGAGAGGUUCCAUCACAAGAUGGUGGACAACCGUGGCUUCAUGGUGACCCGUUCCUACACGGUGGGAGUGCCGAUGAUGCAUCGCACGGGUCUCUACAAUUACUAUGAUGAUGAGACAGAGAAGCUCCAGGUGGUUGAGAUGCCUCUUGCUCACAAGCUCUCCAGCAUGAUCUUUAUCAUGCCAAACCAUGUGGAGCCCCUGGAGAGGGUUGAGAAACUGCUGAACAAGGAGCAGCUAAAGACCUGGGCUGGCAAAAUGAAGAAGAGAUCAGUGGCCAUCUCGCUGCCCAAAGUUGUCCUGGAAGUCAGCCACGACCUUCAGAAACACUUGGCUGACCUGGGCCUGACAGAAGCCAUUGACAAAACCAAGGCUGACUUGUCAAAGAUCUCUGGCAAGAAAGACCUUUACCUGUCCAAUGUCUUCCAUGCUGCUGCUCUUGAGUGGGACACGGAGGGGAACCCCUAUGAUGCUGACAUCUAUGGCCGAGAGGAGAUGAGGAACCCCAAGCUCUUCUAUGCUGACCACCCCUUCAUCUUCAUGAUCAAGGACAGUAAAACCAACUCCAUCCUCUUCAUUGGCAGGCUUGUGAGGCCCAAAGGAGACAAGAUGCGUGAUGAGUUGUAGUUAGGUUGGUUGGUUUGUGGGUUGUUUUUUUUUUUCCCAGAGCUUUGGUUUGUGUGUGUUUUUAGUGGGGGGAUUUCAAAAAAGGGGAAACACUAUUUUGUAUCCUUCUCAAACUAUGGGUGCUAUUCAGACCAGGGUGCAUUGUGAUGAGAAGCCAGCAUACACUUUACCUCACCCCAAAAUACUUAUUGCACAAACAAGCCCACCUCCAGAGAGGAACAGGGGAGCCUGGCACAAGAGGGUCACCAGAAGUGGAAGGGAAGGGGCAUGCACUGUCUCAGCUACUGGCAUCCUCAGCUGAGAUGUUCAGGCUGAUGUCCAGCUCCUCCCUGCACUGGAGCUGUCUCCUGCCAAGUACCUCGCUGCUGCCACCAGCCCUGCAGAGGCACCAGCUCUUCACCCUUCCAUCCCAAAUGCUUCUGCACGUUUAGCUCUGCCACUUUUGUCCCACUAUGAUGCCACGUGGCACCACACCAGAGCUGCUCUGGUCACUUUGCAGUUGUUCCUUGCUUCUCUCUCCUGUCUUUAGUGGUAGAUGACAGAGCACAAAGGCCAUUUCUGCAGUCCAGCCCCCCCUCUAAGGCCCUGGGAGCAGAGCAGGACCACGACAGCAUCUAAGAACAGAGAUUGUGUGGAGUUGUGCUUUUUUGUCCUGCCUAACCCUGCUCUGGAGGACUGCUGGAUGCACCAACCACAGCAGGUCAUCAGCUCCUUAGCUAGAACACUCUUGUGAGAGUGUGACAGAGCACUGGAACAGGCUGCCCAGAGAGGUUGUGGAGUCUUCUCUGGAGACAUUCAAAACCCGCCUGGACACGUUCCUGUGUGAUGUGCUCUGGGUGACCCUGCUCUGGCAGGGGGGUUGGGCUGGGUGAUCUUUCCAGGUCCCUUCCAACCCCUAGGAUUCUAUGAUUCUAUGAUUCCUGCAAAGACAAGGGCAGCUUUGCUCAACACUUCAGAGGGAAGUGGCUUAGGAGUGUCAGCAGAGAGGUCAAAGAGCAGAUGGGUUCCUAGAAAGAUAAACCUGAGGUCCCUCCUGCAUGACAGAAAUUGCUGUUUUCCACUCCUUUGGGGAUCACCAAGAGGGGUCUUGGGCCCACAUCUGGAAUUGAAACAUCCCAUACCAGGCAAACAGAAACUCCACUUCUCUUGGUGCUUCUGCAUCAGCCCACAGUGCUGGGAAAAAGUUACCACUGUGGAGGUUCUCCCAGUUACAGCCAGGGUUGGUACCUGUCAGCUCCUGCACCAGCCCAAGGGACUCCUGGCUUCUCACAGGGAGAUGGAUCAGGUUCACUUCCACUUUCUUAUUUAAAUACAAAGUUUUAAAGCUGCCAUUACCUGAUUUCCUCAUGACCCUCUCCUGAAACUCCUCUCUUCCAUGAUACUUCAGCUCCCUGUUGGCUGGCCUGGAGAAGGGCAUGCUGAAAAACAACUGUAUUUAUAGUUCUGUUUAUGUCUGAUCAUCAGCAAGUUUCGCAGCCCGCACCAGCUUAGACCUGGAGACUAUUCCUGUCUCCUUCUCUUUAAGGGUUAUCAUCAGGUUAACACUAAAGAUAUGAUGGAUGUGAUCCCAUGAGCAUUGAAGCACGUGUCAGGUAAGCCUUGCUGUGCACUCUGAGACACCCCAAAGCCAGCAGUGACAAGAUGGUUGAGAUGAGAGAAACCUGUGCCUCAGAGUCUCAGAUCUUUGAAGCCAGCAAGGACAGUCACUGCUUUGUUUUCAUUUCCAAAGUGCUUGCUGUCAGGUUGCUCACCUAGAAGCCCAUUACUGCAUUUUCUCCAGACCACACACAGGACUAUUUCCACUUAUUUAUUACGUUGCAAUUCCAAAGUCUCCUAUCAGGUGUUUCCUACAGGCAACAAUAGAGCAACUUGCACCCCCAAGUCUGACCUGACUGUGCCUCCUCCAGGUUUAUGCAAUUCCAGAGAAGCUCAUCUGCCCUAAUCCCUAUCCAAGCCAGCCAGAGUCUUGUCCCUGAGCCUCUUCCCGGGUGCUUUCCCCACCAUGUUGGGAGGUAGGAGGCAAUCCACAGGGAUGUACCCAAGUGCACAGGAUGCCUGAAGCCUGGUGUGUGUGUGCCAAGACACGACCUGGUACCUCCAUGCACCGAAACCCACACGCUGCAGCACCUUCUGGAGGACGGGGGGGAGGUGGGAAAAAAGGGGUGGGGGGCAAGGCAAAAAAACACUCUGUGGGAUAUCGUGAAUAAUUUGCAUCAUGUGGAUGCAGGCGUCUGAUGGCUUUUAUUGUCUGUUCUUGUACCACACAGUGACAGCUGUCUAAUUUUGCAAUAAAACUUUUUCAAUGAA
This is a messenger RNA of Apus apus (common swift), 3688 nucleotides long. It is a transcript of the gene SERPINH1, whose product is annotated as serpin family H member 1. The coding region runs from base 164 to 1381 and encodes 405 amino acids. The transcript has 5 exons. Gene Ontology annotation, biological process: negative regulation of endopeptidase activity; collagen fibril organization. Lineage: Eukaryota; Metazoa; Chordata; Aves; Apodiformes; Apodidae. The record is from RefSeq and is a predicted model, not a curated record. Gene Ontology annotation, molecular function: collagen binding; serine-type endopeptidase inhibitor activity. Gene Ontology annotation, cellular component: endoplasmic reticulum.